Molecule: messenger RNA, 3887 nt
Organism: Eriocheir sinensis (Chinese mitten crab)
Lineage: Eukaryota; Metazoa; Arthropoda; Malacostraca; Decapoda; Varunidae
Product: pre-mRNA 3'-end-processing factor FIP1-like
Exons: 4
Source: RefSeq, a predicted model, not a curated record
UCCAGGGUCGCAGCAGGAAGGGGGACGGGGGUAGCGGCGGCGGGGGUGACGGGUUCGGGGUCGUCAGCGGGGCGGGGGCGCGGCCGAGCGGGAGUGGGGGGCGUGAGGCGGGCGGAGAGCGAGGAAGGAACGCGCCCCUCCCGAGCAGCCAAGAUACAGACGCCCCCCCCGCCGUAUGAGGUCGCCCAGAGUCAGUCGUAUUACCAGCUGCCCCCCAGUUAUGAAGAGGCCCUCGCCAACUCCCUCUCCCGCGUGAGGGUAUCGCCGCCCCCCAGCCAGCAGCCCCCCGCACCGCCGCCCCCCAGCGUCACCCCCCCGCGAGGCCCCAUCCUGCCCCCCAGUGUGACCUCCACGGCCGCCCUCCUCCCCGUCGGCAUCCUAACCAGCCGGCCGUCACGGGUUCUGGAAGAGCAGGCGGCGGUCCUCGAGGCACAGAGGGAGGCGCAGAGGCAGGCACGGCGCGAGGCACAGCUGGAGCAGGAAAGAGACAUGGAAAGGCAGAGGAUUCGCGAGCUGCAGUUGGCGCAGUACUGUGGGUGCGCUAAGUGUCAGAACCUCUACUACAGCUACUACUACGAUGACCCAAUGAACGAUGGGGGCGCCUUCCCUAUGGAGACUCAAGUUCUAAUGCAAGAGGUUCUCACUGAUGGACUUGCCUUCUGCAGCCUCAUGUAACAAGGAAGGCCGUGGUUCUAGAUUCCCAGGCGCUUCAGGCUUCUCCAAUGACUGUUUUUGAAGACCACAGAGAUAGGAUGAAGAAGGGAAGGGAAGGGAAGGGAAGGGAGAUGAAAAUGGGUGACGGAGAGACAAUUCAAGCUUCCUUCUUCUACGACUGUUUUUAAAGACCACACAGAGAAGAGAGUUGAAGAAAAGGGAAGGGAAAGGAGAAGAAAAUGGAUGAGAUAGACCCUUCAGGCUUCCUUCUUCUACGACUGUUUUUAAAGACCACAGAGAUAGGAUGAAGAAGGGAAGAAGGGACUGAAGAAAAGGGAAGGGAAAGGAGAAGAAAAUGGAUGAGAUAGACCCUUCAGGCUCCCUUCUUCUACGACUGUUUUUAAAGACCACAGAGAUAGGAUGAAGAAGGGAAGGAGAAAAAGGGAAGAGAAGGGAUGGGAGAGAAGGAGGAAGAGGAAACGUUAGAUAAUGAAGCAAGCUAUGUAGAAAUGAGCACAUCAGAACGUUUGAAAAUAUAAACACUAUGCACUGAGAAACGUUUGAGAGUGGGUGAAGGAAACGUUUGAUAGAGUGAGUUAUGGAAACGUUUGACGAGAAGUUAGACACGGAAGGUUAUCUUAGAGGUGUGUAGAGUACUAGGAUGAAUUUAAGACAAACAAAGACUUACAGAAACACAGAGAAACAGAAACACACAGAGAUACAUACACUUACAGAGAAACACAAACACUUCCUUAGAAACGGAAACACUUGAAUAACAAACACAGAGAAACAGAAACACUCACAGAAACACACACUUACAGAGAAACACAAACACUUACAGAGAAACAACAAUGGGAACACUUGAAUAAGAGAGAAACACACAUUUACAGAGAAACACAAACACUUAGAAACAGGAACACUUGGAUAACAGAAACCAGGGAAACAGAAACACACAGAGAAACACAAACACUGGAAAAGAGACUAGAAAGAACUCUAUGGUAUAUUCAACCCACAUUUCAUUAAACUCAUUCCGGGCUGACUCGAUGUACUAAACUCAUUUCUAAUUUACGCUACAUGGGAAAACUCUAUGGUACUUGCCAGCCACGUUUCACUAACCACCUCCUUUGUUUAUCAUCUGGUCAGUUAGUAUGUAAACUCUAUGGGACCCCACAGCCACAUUUCAUUAUCUUCCUACACGGCUAACAUGCAUGGGUGAAAUACUCUACGGUUUCAACUAGCCACAUUUCACUAACCACCUCCUUUGUUUAUCAUCUGGUUAGUUAGCCUGUAAACUCUAUGGGACCCAACAGCCACAUUUCACUAUCUUGCUACACGGCUAACAUGCAUGGGUGAAAUACUCUACGGUUUCAACUAGCCACGUUUCACUAACCACACCUUUCCUUUAUGUUAGUUGGUUAGCUUGUAAACUCUGUGGUGCGCCCCAGCCAUGUUUCACUUACCUUGGAUAUUGUGUUACUUAACUUGGAGUCAUUUGUGCAUCUCAGCCAUGUUUCAAUUCAUUCUUGUUACUCAGUCUAAAGUCUAUGGUACACCUCAGCUAUAUUUCACUUACUUACCCCAUUCUUGUGUUACCCGAGCCCGAAUCUUUCUUACCCUCCUGGUAGUUUGCUCAUUCAUUUGUACCGUGAAUAAAAAGAAACUCAUCUCCUUUUGUUGCCUUUGAAAAUAGUUGAUGAGAGAAGCGGAGAAGCGUCUGAGAAUGUUGACCGUGGUGUGCCUGGGAAGUGUUAAGAUUUCCCUCUCUUUUGUCGAGGGAAGAAGAGAAAUUAAGAAUAAAAUAAGUGAAUGUCGACUAGGAAUAUGAACGCUGAAGUAUUGAUAUGUAAACAUUGAUGAAUGAUAAAGGUCGACAACUAUAGGAAAAAUAAUUGAAUGUCAAAUUAGGAAUAUAGAUGAAAGAAGGAAGAAGAUAUAUGAACAAAACUAUGUAAAGGUCAAAUGGAAAUGAUAGUUUUAAGAAGGAAAUUCAUAAAUGGGGGAAUUUAUGUGAAUGUGAAACUAGGAAUAGAGACUAAUGAAGUUGAUGAAUGGAGGAAAAUAUCUUAAUGUCAAACUUGAAAUAUAAACAAAUGGAGGAAGUUAAUAAAUGAAUAAAAAGCGUAAUUAGAGAAAUGGAAACAUGUGGAUUAGAAAUAUAGAUGAAGGAAAACAUCUGAACAUCAACCAGGAAUAUAAACAAAUGAAGGAAAUUGAUAAACGAAAACACAUGAACUGAAAUUGUGUCCAUAGAGUAAAGAAAACACGUGAGUAUAGACGAAAGAAAAUACGUUGGCAUUGUAAACAGUGUAAGGAGAAAUUGUUUGACGAUUAGAAAAAUGUGAAAAAUGAAAAUAAUUGUAAAUAUCACGAUGAGAAACUACUUGAUUAGAAAAGAUAAGAAAUUAGAUAGGAAAGAUUGUGUGUGAUGAAGCAACUCAGAUAUUAAGGAAACUAUAGAGAAAUAAGAUUAUGUAUUGUUGAACGAAACUUUGAUUUGAAACUAGUUGAUAAGAUAUGUUAAUAAGAUCGUAAGUACUAUGAUGAAACUGUGUGAUUUGAACUUGUUGAAGAGAGAGAAAUAAGAAUAAGCCUGUAAAUACUAUGAACGAAACUUUGAUACGAAACUAGUUGAUAAGAUAUGUUAAUAAGAUCGUAAGUACUAUAAUUAAACUGUGUGAUUUGAACUAGUUGAAAAGACAGAAACAAGAAUAAGACUGUAAAUACUAUGAACGAAACUUUGAUAUGAAACUAGUUGAUAAGGAAGAUAUGUGAAUUAAGAAAGAUCAACCUUAUUUAGACUACUGUUAAGAGAAGGGUGUUAGGUUAUUGAAACACCUCACUCAUAAAGAAACUAAAGAAAAAUAAGACUGUAGAUAAUGUUAGUAAAAGGAUGAGUGUGAUAUGAAACAGUUUGACUUUAGAGAAACUGAAGUAGAAGAUUGUUAUGAAAAACCUCAGUUAUCAAAGAAAGUAAAGAAAUGAAAAAUUGUAAAUAAUAUACAUGAAAAGAUGAGUGUGAUAUGAAACAGUUUGACUAUAGAGAAACUGAAGUAGAAGAUUGUUAUGAAAGACCUGUUAUGAAAGAAGGUAAAGAAAUAAAAAAAUAAUAAAUAAUAUACAUGAAAAUAUGAGUGUGAUAUGAAACAGUUUGACUUUAGAGAAAUAUAAAAAGAAAAUGUGUAAUGUAAAGUGUGUUUAAGUGUGUGUGAUAUCAAAUAAAGUAAAGAAAUAAG